This is a messenger RNA of Vigna radiata var. radiata (mung bean), 609 nucleotides long. RefSeq lists its product as uncharacterized. The coding region runs from base 1 to 609 and encodes 202 amino acids. NCBI's taxonomy places the organism in Eukaryota, Viridiplantae, Streptophyta, Magnoliopsida, Fabales, Fabaceae. The record is from RefSeq and is a predicted model, not a curated record. The transcript has a single exon.
AUGCAGGGAGAAUUUGAGAUGUCAAUGAUGGGAGAACUCACUUUCUUCCUCGGAUUACAAAUCAAACAAAUGGAGGAAGGAACCUUCAUCUCUCAAACCAAGUACUGCAAAGAAAUACUCAAAAAGUUUGAGGUGAACAAUGCUAAAGAGGCAUCUACUCCCAUGGGAACGUCCUGCUACCUUGACAAGGAUGAGACAGGUAAAGAGGUAAGUCAAACAAAAUACAGAGGUAUGAUUGGCUCUCUACUAUAUCUUACUGCUAGUAGACCUGAUAUCAUGCAAAGUGUAUGUGUGUGUGCUAGGUUUCAGUCAAGUCCUAGAGAGUUUCAUCUUACGGCUAUAAAACGCAUCUUUAAAUAUCUAAAGGGGACAACAUCUUUUGGGUUAUGGUAUCCCUCAGGAGCUGAGCCUAGUCUUGUAGGAUUUUCUGAUGCUGAUUAUGGAGGUUGCAAAAUAGAUAGGAAAAGCACUAGUGGAACCUGUCACUUUCUAGGUAGUUCCUUAGUCUCCUGGCACUCUAAGAAACAAGCCUGUGUAGCUUUAUCAACCACUGAAGCCGAAUACAUUGCUGCGGGUAGUUGUUGUGCACAAAUCUUAUGGAUGAAGUAG